UUAGAAUUACAUUCCAACUGUCCACUCGGAGGCCACAGCCACAGCCACUCUUUUCGUUUGCCAUCCUAAGCCUUCGCCUAAUAUAUGGCUGGAGCAUCCUACGCCGCAUUUUAUCCUCUCUUCCCCUUCCGUCGCAUUCCUCUCUCGUCCCACCUGAUUCCCGCCGCCCACAACGGCGCUGCCACCAUCCAAAUGGCCGACGACAAAACUCCACAUCCUUCACUCGACGUCAUUGGCGGUGGAAGUGUCGCUUUUCUUCCGGCCUUGAAGACUUUAAACCGUCCCUACAAUCCCUUCCCUCUCGUCGGCCAAAACCCCCACUUCGAGACCAUUUUCGCCUCGUUCCUACGAGUCACCCCCUACGUACGUUACAAGCGAGAGUGUAUCCGUACCAAGGACUCUGGCUCCAUUGCUCUCGAUUGGGUAGUUGGAGACAGCCGGCGGUUGCCGCCUGAUUCUCCUGUUCUCAUUUUGCUGCCAGGUUUAACCGGAGGGAGCGAGGAUUCAUAUGUCAAGCAUUUGUUAGUUAAAGCCAGAAGCAAAGGAUGGCGCGUCGUCGUUUUUAAUAGCAGAGGCUGUGGAGAUAGCCCAGUCACCACUCCCCAGUUCUAUUCGGCUUCGUUUCUAGGAGAUAUGCGUGAAGUAGUGGCAGUUGUUACCUCUAGAUAUCCAAAUGCUCAUAUCUAUGCUGUUGGUUGGUCUCUUGGUGCCAACAUUCUUGUCAAUUAUUUGGGCGAGGAAUCUCUAGCGUGUCCCCUAGCAGGUGCCGUGUCCUUGUGUAAUCCCUUCGAUUUGGUCAUUGCAGAUAAGGAUUUCCGUAAGGGCUUUAACAUUGUUUAUGACAAAGCUCUUACAAGGGCUCUCUGUAGAAUUUUCCAGAAGCAUGCACUUCUUUUUGAAGAGUUGGAUGGUGAGUAUGACAUCCCAUCGGUUGCCAACGCCAAAUCUGUUAGGGAUUUUGAUCAAGGAUUAACGCGUGUUUCAUUUGGAUUCAAGUCGGUGGAUGACUACUAUUCUAAUUCAAGCAGUUCACAUGCUAUAAGUGAUGUUUGCAGACCCUUGCUCUGUAUCCAGGCUGCCAAUGAUCCAAUUGCUCCUGCUAGUGGAAUUCCUCGUGACGCUAUCAAGGUAAAUCCGAAUUGUUUGCUGAUAGUGACGCCCAAGGGUGGCCAUCUAGGGUGGGUUGCAGGUAGUGAAGCUCCGCUUGGUGCUCCUUGGACCGAUCCUGUAGUGAUGGAUUUCCUUGAAUAUCUGGAGGGAGUUGCCCCUAAAUCCUCCCGUUCAGUUUCCCCAGCAGGAAGUGUGCAUGAUGUGAAAGAAGUAUAACAAGCAAGUAGUGCAAGACAUGCUGAUAUUGCUUGUAUUUAUUGGCCUUGUGAUCUCAUUGCGAUUCACAGUCCCUUAUUUGUAAAAAUUACAAAAGAAUAACACAACUGUAGGCCAUGGAGGAAAGGUUUACAGAAAAGAAAAAAGAAAUUGUAAACAAAAAGAGAUGGGAAAAGUGUGAUUGUGCGUACCAAAGGCAAAACUUCCAAAUUAUUUUGGAGCAAUUGAUUUCUCUAAAUAAAGAAUCUUUAGACUCUGGUUAUGUAA
Manihot esculenta (cassava) is the source of this 1593-nucleotide messenger RNA. Its product is annotated as embryogenesis-associated protein EMB8. Lineage: Eukaryota; Viridiplantae; Streptophyta; Magnoliopsida; Malpighiales; Euphorbiaceae. The record is from RefSeq and is a predicted model, not a curated record. Gene Ontology annotation, molecular function: monoacylglycerol lipase activity; short-chain carboxylesterase activity. Bases 85 to 1326 code for a protein of 413 amino acids. The transcript is spliced from 8 exons.